AUGCACAGCAUAACGUCGGCAUUUGACGGGUUCCCCGGUCUCCGGAGCCGCUACGACCCAGAGAUACUCCCUAGCCAGGCCACGUUGCUUUCAGGUGCGAUAUCGGUGUUCGAAAACAAGCUCUCGGGGCACCAAGGUAGCGCCGCGCCCGAAUCGAGAGCUUCCCCGGAAUACGCUUCAUUGUGGUACGAAGACGAGGGCGGGCAGGAAAGGGGAUUGAUAUCGAAAGAGAGCAUAAGUGCUUGGGAAAUGGCUCAGGUUAUCACACUGUGUUCUGUAUUGCCGAGCCUGUGGUGGCUUCGAAGGAGGCGCAAGGCUUCCAUCAUCACUGAGUUGUCGCAAGACGAUAUAAAGAACGAAACAGGUGUUGUGGAUACCAAUGAUGCUAUGACCACGGAUCCAGGGCUUCUCAAGAAGCACUCCCAAAUCAGAUCCUACACCACGAGCCGAUUCACCUACCCCAAGCUCCGCAUAUUCUAUCAUAAGCACCCACAAGCUGGCAAGCUCCCUAACGAAUCAGCACCACUGCCCCUUCUUGUCUGCAUACACGGCCUGGGAGGUUCCGUUGCACAAUUUCAUCCACUUUUGACCAGUCUCGUCAACCUAGCACCGUGCCUUGCUAUAGAUCUUCCGGGGUGCGGCCAAUCUGGGUUUGACCCCAUAGCAUGGAGUGCGUACAGGACAGAAGCCUUGACUGAACUGCUGGAGGUCAUCAUUGAUGACUACAGAGAAAAGAACCAAGGGGUGGUUCUCAUCGGUCACAGCAUGGGAGCUUCCUUGGCCGCUAUGCUAGCUUCUCAGGCUACUAAUACACAUCCCAACACUCUAUCAGAGUAUAUUGUUGGCAUGGUAGGAAUCUGUCCGAAGGCCGAACCCCCCACGGAAGAACAAGUAGCAGUUUUCAGGAAGCUCCUCUGGGUGCCAGGUCCCUUAUUCAACCUCUGGCGCAAAUGGGAUCGUCGAGGAGGAGCCGAAAGUGUCAGUGUCUACAGAUUUGUUGGGGCCGAUGCCGACGAAGAUACCAAGCGACUUCAGUAUCGAUUCAAUGCGCAAAGCAGGACCCCAGUCUGGAGGCGCAUGGCGAGCGGCACACUACCAGUAUACGAGAACGGUGUAGCGGAUGGGGGAUUGCCUGGCAGAGACACAUGGGCUGGUCUUGAAGUGCCAGUGUUACUAGUGGCAGGAGAAGCCGAUCACAUCACGAAGUCUAGCGAGAUCGACAAAAUUGCCUCAUUUAUGGGGAAAUCUCACCCCGUUCAGGUUGAGGUCGAUGCAGAUAUCCAACCAGUUGUUGAGUCGGCAUCCUCCGCAGAUGCGGGAACGGGGAAACGAGAUGAAGUUGAAGAAAAACUUGAUUCUUUGCAAGAAGAGAAUUUUGUUGAAAUCGGCCCGAGCACAAGCGAAGAUGCCCACGAGGAUCCUUCAACCCCCACAGAUGGGUUAUCAGUGAUUCCUCCCCAAUCCUCGAAGCCGAAAAGGGUUCUCAAAACCACGAUUCUACCAGCACCAGCAUCGCACGCGCUUUUGUACCAACCAGCCACAGUGAGAAUUCUGGCGGGACUUGUUUCGGAUUUUCUUUCCAGUCAAGUUUCGCCUCGUCUCUCACUUGGCUGGCAGCUGCAGUUCUUGUCCACUUCUGGGAAAUGGGACGUCAAGAAUCUAGAGAAGUGGAAGAAGGUUGCUCCUGUCUCUGAGCCCAUUGCCGGUAUAUUCCGGGCGAUGAAGACUUUGCGGGAGGUCGAUGAAACCCACUGCCCCGAAAUCUUUGUGAAAGAUUGGGGAUCUCAAAUCAAAGAUAUUGUAGACAUCUCACAUGAGAGCCCAGUCUACGAUCCUCGAGGCCUUGAGAAGGGGGGCAUCUACUACCAUAAGUUUCCCACAGUAUCAAAGAUUCCUCCGACUGACGAGGAAGUCGCAGCUUUUAUCAUAGUUAUCGAUCGCUUACGCGAGGAACAGACAGCCAGAGCAGAAAAGGAAGGCUGGACAGAAGACCAUUACAUUGGCGUCCACUGCCACUACGGCUUCAACCGUACAGGCUACUUCCUCGUCUGUUAUCUUGUUGAGCGGCUGGGCUAUGAUGUCCAAGCGGCCAUUGACGAGUUCGCAUGCCAGCGGCCGAAGGGCAUCAAGCACGUCCACUUCAGGGAUCGCUUGUUCUUGAAAUUCUGCCGCGGGCUGAAAAGAGCUCCUACGCUUUGA
Messenger RNA from Drepanopeziza brunnea f. sp. 'multigermtubi' MB_m1, 2199 nucleotides. RefSeq lists its product as uncharacterized. NCBI's taxonomy places the organism in Eukaryota, Fungi, Ascomycota, Leotiomycetes, Helotiales, Drepanopezizaceae. The record is from RefSeq and is a predicted model, not a curated record. Gene Ontology annotation, biological process: dephosphorylation.